Phragmites australis (common reed) is the source of this 616-nucleotide messenger RNA. Its product is annotated as small ribosomal subunit protein bTHXm. Bases 78 to 341 code for a protein of 87 amino acids. Gene Ontology annotation, cellular component: plastid; ribosome. The transcript has a single exon. NCBI's taxonomy places the organism in Eukaryota, Viridiplantae, Streptophyta, Magnoliopsida, Poales, Poaceae. Gene Ontology annotation, biological process: plastid translation. The record is from RefSeq and is a predicted model, not a curated record.
UGCAACCCUUGUGCUCGUUUCACUCCUCUUCCACAGGCGGCGGCGGCGGCAGGCAGGCAGGGACCGAACCCGGCGGCAUGGCGAUGCGGUUGGCGGCGGCGGCAUUUGUGCGGCGGAUGACACCGGCGCGCCCUCCCGUCCCCGUCCCGUUGGCGGCCGCUUCGGCGGAGGCGGAGGCGGUGACGUGCGGGCGCGGGGACAAGAAGACCAAGCGGGGGAAGCGGUUCAAGGGCUCCUACGGCAACGCGCGGCCGAAGCGGGAGAAGAAGAUCGAGCGCAUCAAGGACCGCGUCGAGGUGCCCCGUUCCACACCCUGGCCCCUCCCUUUCAAGCUUAUCUGAGCGCGGGCUUCCCCUCCCCUUUUCCUCGGCUCGCGAGGGUACUUCAGGUUUACUGCAACGGUUGCUGCCAUUUCUCCGUUUCCAGCUAGCUACAUUUUACUUGGUUGUUUCUCAUUGCGUGGUGUCAGAUAUGUACUAUCGAACUGCUGUGAUUCAACUUUGCCCAAUGCAAUCCUGAUGGGUGAAAUAUGUUUCUGUUUCAUCCUUCUGUCGGUGCAUGUGCUAUCUGGAUGCUGAUACUUGGAAAAUGAAUUUAUAGUUAUUGAUCGUUUAUU